Amorphotheca resinae ATCC 22711 is the source of this 2389-nucleotide messenger RNA. RefSeq lists its product as hypothetical. The record is from RefSeq and is a predicted model, not a curated record. The transcript is spliced from 4 exons. The coding region runs from base 65 to 2389 and encodes 774 amino acids. Gene Ontology annotation, molecular function: 3-isopropylmalate dehydratase activity; 4 iron, 4 sulfur cluster binding. Gene Ontology annotation, biological process: L-leucine biosynthetic process. Gene Ontology annotation, cellular component: 3-isopropylmalate dehydratase complex. Lineage: Eukaryota; Fungi; Ascomycota; Leotiomycetes; Helotiales; Amorphothecaceae.
CUUCUAACCCUCCUCAAUUGCUGGGCCUCAACUUUAACAUCCUUACUUUCGUGAAUCUUUCAUUAUGCCUACUGCUGAAAACAAACCACAGACCCUCUACGAUAAGGUCUUCCAGGACCACAUCGUUGAUGAGAGGCUUGACGGCACAAUUCUUCUUUACAUUGACAGACACUUGGUUCACGAGGUCACAUCACCUCAAGCCUUUGAAGGUCUGAAGAAUGCGGGACGAAAAGUGAGAAGACCAGAUUGCACACUUGCAACCACCGACCAUAACGUCCCUACCACUUCUCGAAAAACCCUCAAGAACAUCGAGACGUUCGUCGAGGAGGAGGACUCUAGACUCCAAUGCAUGACUCUUGAGGAGAAUGUCAAGGAUUUCGGCAUCACAUAUUUUGGUCUUGGCGACAAGCGUCAAGGCAUUGUUCACAUCAUUGGCCCUGAGCAAGGGUUCACCCUCCCUGGAACAACAGUUGUGUGUGGCGAUAGUCACACUUCAACACAUGGAGCUUUUGGAGCCUUGGCUUUCGGAAUCGGCACAAGUGAAGUCGAACACGUUCUUGCCACCCAGACUUUGAUCACAAAGCGAAGCAAGAAUAUGCGAAUUAAGGUUGAUGGCAACCUCUCGCCUGGGGUUAGCUCGAAAGACAUUAUUCUUCAUGCGAUUGGAAAAAUUGGCACUGCUGGUGGUACGGGUGCUGUCAUCGAAUUCUGCGGUUCUGCCAUUGAAUCUUUGAGUAUGGAGGCUAGGAUGUCGAUUUGUAACAUGUCAAUCGAGGGAGGUGCCAGAGCCGGUAUGGUAGCUCCAGAUGAGGUCACAUUUGAGUAUCUCAAGGGUCGGCCGCUUGCACCCAAAUACGGCUCAGAGGAGUGGAACAGGGCAGUCAAGUACUGGAAGAGCCUCAAAUCCGACCCGGGUGCAAAAUAUGACAUCGACGUUUUCAUAGACGCCGCGGACAUCACACCUACGGUUACUUGGGGAACCAGUCCUGAGGAUGUUGUGCCAAUUACUGGCAAGGUUCCUGACCCAGAGACCUUCUCGACUCCGGAGAAGAGGGCAGCAGGCCGAAGAAAGCUCGAAUACAUGGGUCUUGCGGCCAACACCCCAAUGGAAGAAGUUGUUUUGGACAAAGUUUUCAUUGGAUCUUGCACGAACGCUCGUAUUGAGGAUCUUCGUGCUGCAGCGCAGGUCGUCAAAGGCAAGAAAGUUGCGUCCAACAUCAAGCGGGCAAUGAUCGUUCCUGGGUCCGGUCUCGUCAAGACCCAAGCAGAGGCAGAGGGGCUUGACAAGAUCUUCCUCGAUGCUGGCUUUGAAUGGCGAGAGGCAGGAUGCAGUAUGUGCCUUGGCAUGAACCCUGAUAUCCUAUCGCCACAAGAGCGCUGCGCAAGCACCAGCAACCGAAACUUCGAAGGUCGACAAGGAGCUGGUGGUCGCACGCAUUUGAUGUCGCCAGUUAUGGCCGCAGCUUGUGCCAUCGUUGGUAAGCUUACUGAUGUACGCAAGCUUUCCGACCAGAAUGUCACGCCUCGGAAGGCAUCACCGACACCCAUGGAGAUCAAGCCUCAUGUUGACGAACGGGUUGAGACUGAUGAUGAUGAGCGUGAAAUGAUCGCUGAUCAGCCAGAGGAUAAUGCUCCACACACAAACACUAUCGCCGCUCACAGCUCGGCUGGUCUCCCCAAAUUCGAGGUCUACAAAGGUCUCGCUGCACCCCUUGACCGAUCAAACGUCGACACCGACGCCAUCAUCCCGAAACAAUUCUUGAAGACGAUUAAGCGAACUGGCCUCUGCUCAGCUCUCUUCUAUGAGCUCCGAUUCAACCUAGAUGGUACUGAAAAGCCCGACUUCAUCCUCAACCAAGAACCUUACCGAAAAGCCAAGAUCCUCGUUGUCACUGGACCCAACUUUGGUUGUGGUAGCUCCCGAGAACACGCUCCUUGGGCUCUCCUAGACUUCGGCAUUAAGUGUGUGAUUGCACCAUCUUAUGCCGAUAUUUUCUUUAACAACACAUUCAAGAAUGGCAUGCUCCCCAUUGCCAUCACCAACAAAGAUGACCUUGACAAGAUCGCGGCGGAAGCUCGGGCUGGAAAGGAGAUUGAGGUCGACCUUCCAAACCAAACCAUCAAUGACGCAUCCGGCAAGAAGAUCUGCAGCUUCGAUGUGGACGAAUUCCGGAAACACUGCUUAAUCAACGGGCUCGACGAUAUUGGAUUGACCAUGCAGAUGGAGGACAAGAUCAAGGCGUUUGAGAAGAAGAUGACACAGCAGACGCCGUGGUUAGAUGGUUCAGGAUACUUGAAGAGAGACAAGUCAGGCAGACUUGCCGCUAAGGCAGUGCCAGUCCCGAAGACAAAUAGGGGUGAGGAGGUCAAGGAGCCGCUUGAGUGGUAG